Micropterus salmoides (largemouth bass) is the source of this 906-nucleotide messenger RNA. RefSeq names its product G-protein coupled receptor 4-like. Gene Ontology annotation, biological process: positive regulation of Rho protein signal transduction; phospholipase C-activating G protein-coupled receptor signaling pathway. Gene Ontology annotation, cellular component: membrane. Lineage: Eukaryota; Metazoa; Chordata; Actinopteri; Centrarchiformes; Centrarchidae. The annotation marks the transcript as partial. Gene Ontology annotation, molecular function: G protein-coupled receptor activity. The record is from RefSeq and is a predicted model, not a curated record. The transcript is spliced from 3 exons.
AUGAAGGGCUUUGCGCUGCUCCCGGACUAUCAGCAUGGCUCUCAACGUCCCAGGACUGAUAGCCACCAUCAUAUUCUGACGCUCAGGAUCGGCAGCUGGGCUUCCAUCAAAUCCAAAAGGGAUGAAAACAGGUCUCAGGCAAACCAUGCAGACAUGGCCCUGCUGGGGAACAGAAAGAUCAGCUUGGGCAUCUUCACUACAACCGUGUUGACUUUUACCAAUGUUUUCCUGCAGGUGCGAAGUGGUCAUGUUGCUCCGAUCUACAUCAUCAACCUUCUCAUUACUGACCUCAUCCAGCUCUGCUACAUGAUCGUUGAGAUGGCCACACCUAAAGAUGUGGAAAUACCUGUCAUCUUCUUUAAUAUUUACUUCUUUGGUCUGUUUGCCAGUGUUUACUUCAUGGUCUGCAUCGCCCUGGAAAGGUAUUUGGUCAUCGCCCACCCGCUGUGGUACCGCUUCAGACGAACUGUCAAGAUUUCUGUGGGAGUCUGUGUCCUGGUCUGGGCCCUUUCUCUUGUCUGUGUCAUCCCUUUAUAUUUUUGGAAUGGUUAUGUGACCGCACACAUGAUCUUUGCUGUUGUCCUCCUUCUUCCCUUCGCACUGUUAAUCUUCUUCCUGGUUGGGACCCUCAGAGCCCUGUCUGCUGCCAUCUCUGUCCACUCAGAUGAAAAACGACGAAUUGUGGGAAUUUUGGUUCUGGUGCUGCUUAUUUACACACUGCUGUUCCUGCCCACCAUCAUUGGGUUACUGGCAUUAAACGUGACCCUCUUUAAACUGUCUGUCUUAUUUGUUAGGUUGAGUCCUCUUGCAGACUUAGUCCUUUAUUUUUUCAUGAGGAAAGGGGUCAUAGACAAGCUUUUGGUCUCUGUGUGUUGCUGCAGAAUGGACAGCAAUGAUAUCAGCAGU